AUGGUGUCGGAGAAGCACGACGAAUUGGAAGUAAUUACUUCCAGUAUACCUUCAACUCCACCCAAUGAGAUCAAUCACAAUGUUUCGCAAAAUGAAUAUCACGCCAAACUCGAAAAAAGAGUUAUGCAAAAGAUAGAUUUCUGGCUCGUGGGCUUUUACUCCUUUGUAUACAUCUUCCGAGUCAUUGAUUCCAGCAAUUACUCCAAUGCCGCGAUUAUCAACCUAGAAGCCGGCACUGGAAUCAAGAAAGAGCUCAAUUUCUCCCCCUCACAAUGGGCCUGGACACAAUCUAUCUUUUCCUACAGCUAUCUAUUUUUCGAGCCUACCAACACCAUUCUUCUCAAACGCGUCACGCCCUCAAGAUGGAUGUUCGUCCUGAUCUUGUCUUGGGGUAUCUGCGCCUGUGCUGCUGGUGCUGCACAGAACUUUCCGGGGAUGAUGUGUGUACGAUUUGCAAUUGGAUUAGCUGAAGCCGGGUUCUACCCUUCUGUGCUUUACCAUAUGGCAUUCUGGUACAAGCCAUCUGAGCUGCUAUGGAGAAUUGCUCUUUUCUACUCUCUUGGUCAAGUGUCUGGCGCAUUAAGUGGGCUUCUGGCAUACGCCAUCAGCUUUAUGGAUGGAGCUGGUGGACUAUCAGGCUGGCGAUGGCUGUUUAUUAUCGAAGGCCUUCCAGCAAUCGUGUUGUCUGUGGUGGCAUUAUUCGGUCUUCCGGACUACCCCGAAACUGCCCGGAUGUUGACAGAAGAGGAGAGAACUUUCCUCAAGGGCCGUCUGUCCUCUUCAGCGCCCUCUGGAAAAGACAAAAACUGGAGUUGGGGGGAUUUAAAAGCGCUCCUCUCAAGUCCAACGUUCUACACCUUCACGGUCUACUGGAUUGGACAUGGUAUUGGUGGGUUUGGUGUGAAUUACGCUUUGCCUACUGUCAUCUACGAGCUUGGAUUUACUACGACCGCUUUAUCGCAGCUGAUGAAUAUUCCUCCCUACGUCGCAUGCUUUUUCUUCUUGAAUAUCCUCGGGUAUUUACUACACAAAGGAUGGAUCAGACCCUGGACCACCGCUGUCGCAAUCUCAAACUCAAUUGUCAAAUACUUCGCUUUAAUUGUAUCCACUGCCUGUGCUGGAUCUGCAUACCCUGUCAUCUGGCCAGAACGUAUUCGUGCGCUCGAGGGCACAGUGGCCGUGGGGAUGGGUAUUGGGCUGACGAAUGCCAUGGCUCAGUUUAGCGGUAUUGCUGGACCUCAUAUAUACGAUACGGUGUUUGGACCGACGUAUCGAGUGUCGUAUGUUAUCUGUCUUUGCUUCUUGUGUGCGGCUAUCUCCGGGAUUCUGGCUUCAUGGUGGCUUGUGUGGCGGAAGGAUAAAAAGAAUGAAUUAGAGACUGGGAUUGAAGAACAUGCAUGA
Messenger RNA from Penicillium expansum, 1401 nucleotides. RefSeq names its product Major facilitator superfamily domain, general substrate transporter. Gene Ontology annotation, biological process: transmembrane transport. The record is from RefSeq and is a predicted model, not a curated record. Gene Ontology annotation, cellular component: membrane. NCBI's taxonomy places the organism in Eukaryota, Fungi, Ascomycota, Eurotiomycetes, Eurotiales, Aspergillaceae. The transcript has 3 exons. Gene Ontology annotation, molecular function: transmembrane transporter activity. The coding region runs from base 1 to 1401 and encodes 466 amino acids.